AUGAUCGUGCACUAUCUGCCCCAUCAGCGCAGCGCCCUGGUGGCCUUCGCGAUCUGGCUCCUCUUCGACAUCUACGGCCGCCCCAGAGAGAUCCGCGAGUUGCGACUGCAGGACGUCGCGCCGCCGACCGUAGCGGCGUCGGGCGCGCGCCGCUUCGUCUCGGUGACGCUCCAUGCCCAGGAGGUCGGCGACGUCUCGAAGACAGGCGAGUUCGACGCUUCGGCGCGGCUGGACCUCGAGAGGCAGACGGGGCUGGCAGCAGGCCGGCCCGCGAUGGCGGCGGCGCGCCGCCGAGAGGUUGCUCCUGCCACGGCGCCGCCCCUCGCGAGGCGGCGAACGCGCGGCGCGAGGCGGCGCGCGCUCUGGGGCUGGCGAAGCUAG
This is a messenger RNA of Prorocentrum cordatum, 381 nucleotides long. NCBI's taxonomy places the organism in Eukaryota, Dinophyceae, Prorocentrales, Prorocentraceae. The record is from the annotation of a GenBank genome assembly.